CCCAGGAGCUGGGCCAUUUAGAACAUUCACAGCUCAGAGAGAGUUUGAAUCUCUGCAAUCUUCUUGCCUUCACACAGUUUUUUCUCAUCACUCUUCGAAACUGAAAAUGCUGCCUGCUACUUUUAAACUGUGUGCUGGCAUCUCCUAUCGGCACAUGAGGAAUAUGACAGGUUUGAGGAAGAAUGCCAUGGUGGCCAUUCAUCAUGAGCUGUACAGGCUGGCAGGUCCAGGCCCCAGUAACUGGAUCAGCCAAGUCCACCGUCGAAACUCUCUUCUCAGUUCUCAGAUUAAAGAAGAGGGUUACAAUGAGGAGGAGAUGUCUUAUUUGAAACAAGGUGAAGAUGCACUGCAAAAGGCCAUCAGAAUCCUCAGCGAGCAGGACGGCUGGACCACUGAAACUGUUGCUGCGAAUGGAGACAAGGUCCUGAGCAAAGUGCUACCUCAUGUCGGGAAGGUGUUCAAGCUAGAAGUGAUGCUGGAGCAACAUCCUGAUGAUCUUUACAAAGAGCUAGUUGGAAAUAUGGAGCAAAUGGGGGAGUGGAACCCAAAUGUGAAAGAAGUCAAAAUUCUCCAAAAGAUCGGCCAGGACACGAUGAUCACCCAUGAGGUAUCCGCAGAGACCCCCGGCAAUGUGGUGGGACCCAGGGACUUUGUCAGUGUCCGAUGUGCCAAGCGGCGAGGCUCCACCUGCUUCCUAGCAGGAAUGUCCACUCAGCACCCAAAAAUGCCUGAGCAGAGGGGUGUUGUCAGAGCGGAAAACGGGCCAACCUGCAUAGUUAUGAAGCCCUGCGCUGAAGACCCAAAUAAGACCAAAUUCACCUGGUUACUAAGUAUAGAUCUAAAGGGCUGGAUCCCAAAGACAAUCAUAAACAAAGUGCUCGCUCAGACGCAGGUGGACUUUGCCAGCCACCUCAGGAAAAGGAUGGCUAACAAUGUUUCCGUGGAGAUGUCUCCUGCCUGGUGACACUGUAUGUCUAUUGAGCUUUGGCACCAGAGACGUGGCAGAAAAGUAGCCUCUGCUCAUUUACAAAAGAAAAAACCCAAAACUCAUAUUUAUCUGCUUAAACUGCUGCAGUCGGUAAAUGUGUGUUUUUCUUUCCCUAAAAAAUAGAAAAUCUGCCAUGAUUGUCUCUAACACCAGUCUUACAGACUGUGUGCUUUCAUUGUUUUUAACCAGGUUAGGAAUCGCCUUUGGCUUUUAGUGUCUCAGGUCCCUUUUUGGGUGUUUUAAAACAACUAGGCUAAAAUCCUUCAGAGAGAUUCAGUCUCAAACAAGUGCCCUGUAAAUAUAAUGCUACUGAUUAAAGGCAGGCGACAGUCAUAUAAUAAAAUUGUGGGGUGUUUAGAGCACAUAAUAACACCUUUAAGAGUUCUGAUCACAAAGUGAACACUAAACUGCAAAGUGAAGAGAAACUGAAUGCCAUUUAAAAUGUAUAUCCAGCACCACACCACUAUAAACUGCAAUGUUGGGUUUGUGGAUUACUGAUCUUAAGAGUCUGGGUUGGACCUUUCACCUGUGGCUCCGGUGUUGUUCACUCCUUGUUGUUUUCUUUUCUAAAUUUGAACAGGCCAAGCUUGGAGAAUUUAUCUGUUAAAUUUGAAAAGUCACAGAGAUUGGAAUUCUCUUGCAAAAGUCAGUGUAUGCUUUCUGACAUAUUCAUACAUCAUCAUCAUCAUCCCACUUUGGCAGAAAACAGUCAUUUAUUGCCCCUACCUCUUCUGCGAAAUUGCACUGUUAUUUCAUUGUUUUAUUUAUUGAUAUUUUGCAGAUGUAUUUGGCUAUGAGCUAUUGUAAGAUAAAGCGGUGUUGAAUAAAUGACAGUAGAAUCAUUA
Molecule: messenger RNA, 1833 nt
Organism: Pundamilia nyererei
Lineage: Eukaryota; Metazoa; Chordata; Actinopteri; Cichliformes; Cichlidae
Gene: star
Product: steroidogenic acute regulatory protein
Exons: 7
Coding region: 107-964 (285 amino acids)
Biological process (GO): steroid biosynthetic process; regulation of steroid biosynthetic process; intracellular cholesterol transport
Cellular component (GO): mitochondrion
Molecular function (GO): cholesterol binding; cholesterol transfer activity
Source: RefSeq, a predicted model, not a curated record